AUGCAUGCCGCUGGAGGGGCAGAGGCUGGCGGUUCACAUCAAGGUGCUCAACAGCACGGUGCCGGUGACGAUGACCGAGGUGGAGGUGCUGCGGACGACAUCUCAGUCACCAUCUCCUUCCUUCGGAAUGAAGAAGCCAUCGCACUCUGGCAAGGCAGCAGAGAGUACAGCAUCGACGGGCGAAUUUUCAGAGCAACUGAAGUCAGCAUUGCACACGACCGGUCGUUCAAGCUCCGAGCCAAGCGAGGACCUUGGGGCAAGGGAGGGAGCCUUGCCGAGCUAUCGCAGCUCCUAGCUCUUGGAGGAAUGUCGACGGCGGACAUAGCUCGGAUCUAUCAAUUCCAACUGAUCUCGCAAUGUCUCGCCGCAGCAGAGGUACAACCGCUGGCGGGCAUGCUCGUGCAGGGUGCUGGGCAGAGAGGUCGCAAGGGGCCGAGCCCGAAGACGUAUGUUGCUGUUGGAGCAAGCACCGGAGCUCUGCAGCAGAGAGAGCUCGAGUGGGUACUAUCCUGCCCAUCGACGGCCAGCUGCGAGCAGACGUUGGCCUCGUUCAGAGAGAGCGAGGCGAUGGAGGGGGUGCACCUGACUCUCGUCAGCGACGACGCCAAGCUCAGAGAGACGUUUGCAGUCGAGCUCACAGCAGACACCUUCGUGCCGAGAGGAAAGAUUGCCAAGCAGAGGAAGGUACUUCGCGACAGGGAGCAGGCUCCAAGCGGCAGUUUCAGGGUGCAGAUCAAGUCGAAGUCAAGCAUGAGCACAGGCCGCUUCUCGAGGAAGGAGAUGGAAGCACUGUGCGGAGGAGGUAACACAUCGACCACGCGAGUCAAGCGAGCCAUGUUGGAAUUAGCAAGAAGAAUGAACCUGAAGCUUGCCAGCAUUGAGGUUCAAGAAGAUCGAGACACGCUGAGCUGGGAUGGGAGCCUGAUAACUCUCUCCCUGGCGACCAAGGCAGAGGCUCGACGUCUGAUGGAAGACAUCCCCUUCUACUUGGAAGGGGUCCUGGAAGUCAAGCUCGAAGCUGUGGGUUUCAAGUGGAGCUCUCAGGAUGAAGAGGAGAGCGAGGAGCAGGCUCAGGAGCCCCAAGGGCAGCAGCAAGGCGCUGGAUGGCUGGAGCUCAGCGACAUCGACAGGAUUACUCUGGAGGCGGCCUCGCCGUCAGGACCAGUCGACCAGCAGGUCUUGGUCGACCUCUCGACGAUGCUCCUGGAGACGUCAGAGGAGAUCCCGCUGGAGCUAGACAAGAGUGUCGGCAAGCUGCAUGACACCUUCUACUCGCCGGGCAACGUCGAGUUUACGACGCUCGGAGCUUGGGCAGCCACGCCGUCGUUGGGAUCGAAGCGCAACAUGUUGAAGGAAAAGCUGAGAGCGUACCUGGGCAAGCAGCGCUGGACUCAGGUACAGGGGAACAAGAAGCAGAAACAGGCAGCGAGGAGGGGCAGCGCUUUCUCUCCAAGAGCAGCAGCAACUGAUGCGCUUGAGCAGGAGGCUGAGAGCGAUGACAUCGAGAGUCGAUCUGUGAGCCUCUUGUUUCUUGCGAUCAGUAAAUUUGCUGAAAACCAAGGCCUGAAAUGCACGGGCAAGGUCGACAAGCGAGACCGACUGCGGCUGAUGCUGAAGGAAGAAGUCGACAUGGAAGCUGAGGAGGGCGAGGGCGUGGAGGAGGAGGCUGGCGCAGGCCUCUCGCGCGCUUGA
Molecule: messenger RNA, 1692 nt
Organism: Guillardia theta CCMP2712
Lineage: Eukaryota; Cryptophyceae; Pyrenomonadales; Geminigeraceae
Exons: 2
Coding region: 1-1692 (563 amino acids)
Source: RefSeq, a predicted model, not a curated record